AUGAGCGGCAGCGGUGGCGGCGACACUUCUGCCGACCCCUCGAUCCUUGUCGUGGAGGCGGCACUCAACGAGUCGUUGGGAAACCAGGGCAGCUGCGGCAAAUGGCGACAGGCAGGGGAAGUGGAAGAGCAGCACCGGCUGCCAACGUCGUCACUGCCACUUCCUCCGCUUGCCGACGGCCGAAUUGCUGCCAGGCGCAGCAGUACCAGCCCUUCGACAAUAGAGGCGGAGGGGGAGGACGAGGGCGGCAGGAGCGCCGCCGACAGACGGUGGGGCGACGGUGGGUUGAACGCCGACAAUAACCACAACGGCGGGUUGGAGAGAAGUGAGGAGGAUGAGGAUGACAUGGCGGAACGUGUCCUGGCGGCCCUGCAGCACAAGGACAUGUUGCUGGAGGAACAGGCUCGGGAGCUGCAGCACCAUGCGAAGGAGGCGACGCAGCUAAGACUGGAAUUAGAUGGAGUUCGGGAGGAAAAGCGGCUUCUCACGCAGCAGCUACGCGGCUUGCUGGGCGGCACCACACACAUUUCCGCCGAGAUGGCAAGGGGCGUUGAGCAGGACGCGCGGCCGUCAGAUUUGUCUAUGCAACCUCAACGCGUGGAUGCACAGCUGCAGAGUGAGGGGGCGGAGCAGCAGCAGGAUGCGAGACUCUUCAUGGAGCACAUUGAUCAACUCAUGGCACAGCUUACGCAGGCACAGCUCGAGGCGAGGGCGCGUGAGACAAGGCACACACAGGAUCUGGAUGUCAUUCAACGCGAAAUGCAGGAGUUCUCCACGCUUGUGGAGGACAUGCACGCGACAAAGGCGGCGCUGCGUCGCACACAGGAGCAGCUUGGAAAGACAAAUGAGGCAAUGACGCAAUGUCAACUGGAACGUGACCGGCUUGUGAGGACGUUGCAGGACACGUUACGUCGCGAAGGGGCUGAGCACCAGCGGGUGCGUGCGGAGGCGCACGCGUCGAGGCGCGAGGCUGCCGCGGCUGAGGCGAAGUGCCACCGCAUAGAGGCCGCGCAGUUGCGGUCCUCAGAGGAGGUAAGGACGCUUCGAAUUGAGAUGCGGCAGCUGGUGGACCAAAAUGCGGCGCUCACGCUGCGGGCAGAGUUGGCUGAGCAGCAGCUGCAGCGUUUCCAGAAGCAGCACGCGGAGGAACGGGCGGCGGCGGCGGCGGCGCAUCAGCAGCUUCAUGCGGAGUUGGAUGCAAAGUUGCAAGAAAUGUCGCAGCUGCGCUCGACACAUGACGCCCAGUCGUAUUUGCUGGCCGAGGAGGAUAAGCGGCAGGCCUCGUUUCAGGCGGAGGUGGAGGAGUGUGUGCAUAGCACCCAGCAGUUGGAGGAAGCAUUUCUGCGCUGCGAGCAGCGGCGUCGCGAGGCGGAGGAGCGCGAGACGCGCGUUUCCGCCGAACGUGACGCACUCCGCACGAAGCUUCAACAGCUCGCCGCCACCAGCCGACGGGAGUUGUUGGAGCAGCAGCAGCUUGCAGAGGAGAUGCGUGGGUUUCACCAGGCGAAGCUACAGCAGCUGCAGCAGGCAGCGGAGCAUCAGCGGCAACGCGCGGAGCGGCUAGAGGAGGCGAACGCGGGGGCCGUGCACGAGUGCUGCACGCUGCAAAGCUCCCUUGACGGCGUGCAGCAGCAGCUGGAAGCGGCCUCUGCGGAGCUGCACGAGCAACGCCUCUCGCAUAGGGCGAUGCUUGCUGCAUCACAGCAGACCCGCGACGAGUGCGUCGCACGCGAGAAGCACGCCGUCGCGCAACUGAGGGAGGUGCAGGGUCGACUGAAGCGGCGCGAGUGUGCGUGGCGGGAGCUGCGGGCUAAAGUGCAGCGGCUGGAGGAGCGUGAGCAACGACGGCACCUCGCAGAGGCGGCCGACACGCUGCUCCGUGCGCGUCAAGAGCGCCACCCGUUACAGCCACAGCGUAAGCGACAGCCGCAGGCGCACCUACACGAUGAGGUUGCUGCGAUGAAUGUCAACACGAUGCACUCCACGGAAACGUCGUUGUCCACGGCGGCGCCUGCACCACUACCGCAGCAGCAGCAGCAGCAGCUGCGCGGGCUCCACCUGGAUGCGUGGCAGGCCAAGAUGAGGGCUUUGGAGUCUCGUAGCGCCAGCCUGAAGAGGCAGCUGGAUUCGAGGCAGAACGGCUACCAUGCGCUUGUGGAGGACCGCAAGGCUCUGCGGCAGCAGAUGCAUGCCCUGCAGGAGCUGGUCCAGAAACAGAUGGGCACGCUGGAACGACAACACCGUGACGCCAUCAAACACCUCGAGGAGGUGCACCGCCGCCGCACGCUUGCCGCCUCUCGUGAAGCAGCAGAUGCGUCCGCCCUCCGCGAGUCCUGCUGCCGGUCCGGCGUCGCGCGAGUGGUGUCGGAGUUGAUGGCGUUUAUUCGAGCACUCGAGGGGCAUGCGGCGUGGCUGAUGCGCCACCGCGCAGGUCUGCGGGAGGCACCCGUCCAGCCUUUGCACGACGGCAAGGAAAACGUUCUGCGGGCUGCAUGUGACGAUAUCACGCGUAACUGUCUUGGAGUGGAGGGGGGAUGGGAGGCGUUGCUGCACCACGCGUCGCAUGCGAAUAGCGCCUGUGGGCGCGCUGGGAGAAACGGCACUUCGCUGACCGUCGCCAUGCGACGCCGCAUUCGGUGUUGCCUAUUUGACUACAUGCAGGCCCAACUCCUCAGAAAGCCUGCGGCCGCAGCAGCAGCAACGACGACGGCGGGGGCUGCAGCGGUGGCCCUGUCUGUGUUCCGCGGGCACGCAAGUAACAAGAAAGGUUUGAACGUCGGAUUUGCCGCUUCCAGUGAUGGCAGUGGCGAUGGCCACGACGACUUUGACGAAGACGAGCCGGAGGGCGGCACGGAGCGGCCUCUCGUGGAGCUUUUGAUGGAGUGCGUGGAGUGCGUAUAUGGUGACGGCACGCUUUAG
Trypanosoma rangeli is the source of this 2919-nucleotide messenger RNA. RefSeq lists its product as uncharacterized. Bases 1 to 2919 code for a protein of 972 amino acids. NCBI's taxonomy places the organism in Eukaryota, Euglenozoa, Kinetoplastea, Trypanosomatida, Trypanosomatidae. The record is from RefSeq and is a predicted model, not a curated record. The transcript has a single exon.